Molecule: messenger RNA, 1200 nt
Organism: Macrosteles quadrilineatus (aster leafhopper)
Lineage: Eukaryota; Metazoa; Arthropoda; Insecta; Hemiptera; Cicadellidae
Product: protein FAM8A1-like
Exons: 4
Coding region: 312-1184 (290 amino acids)
Source: RefSeq, a predicted model, not a curated record
GUGUUAUGUUGUGUUGUGACUUGUGAAGUGUCAAAUUUUUAUCACUUCAUUCUCUAAACCCUUCUGCAGUUCUGCUUUUGAAUUGUUUUUAUUGGUAGUAUGGCAAAUAAGGCAGUUGUUAACAGAUCUAAAUAGAAUGCUCUUGUAUUUAGAAACCAAUAUAAUAUUGAAAAGAAAAUAACUGUUUUCAAUGUCAAUCCUCAUUUAGUGGUAAAAGCAUAACCUUCAAACAUUGUGUUAAGUUAACAUAGGUAACUCUUUAUAAAUUGUCUCCCUGUGAUUUUGCAGAUUGUGAAACCUAACUUUUAAACAUGACCGCAAAUAAACUGCAAGGAAACUCUGAGAGUAGUAAAGGUUCAGAUAAAAUUACUACACAUGAGAAAUAUUUUGCAGAUCUUGAAAAGUGGCUGCAUGAAGCAUAUAUGUGGCAGGGUGUAGCAGCAAGCUUCCCUUACUUUUUGAUGUGUAAUCAGUAUAUGUCACAGUUUCCUUCUAAUACAGGAAAUGAACACACAGGAAACGUCAGAAACCCUUUUCUCCAUGAUCCUACUGGACGUAAUAACGCUGGCUUUCAGCAACAACAAACAAGAGUUACCUUUAGCCACGGAAUCGAGUGCAAGAUUCCAGCGUUAUGGAAGAGACUGCUAGCAGAGUUUCUGGACUUUCUCAUCUUGUUCAUAUUGAAACUAGCAGUUACUUGGAUUGCCAUUGAUUUCUUUGAAAUUAUAGACCUGGCAAAGUUCGACCUAGACAGUCUGCAGGUAGAUAUGAGAAGGAUGGACUACAGAGUUGCCCUACAAGUCACUCACAAUAUCAUGAUCUUGGAAGUAGUUCACAGGGUUGUCGUGUGUAUUUUUGAGACAUUUUGGCUGGUAGGUGGUGUCGCAGGCAGGAUCGGAGGAGCGACACCAGGCAAGUCAAUGAUGGGGUUGAGGGUUGUCCGAUGUGAAAAUGUCACAAACCUGCCAGGCAAUGACGAGAUCGUAGUAGUCUACCCUGGGACAGAUCUGGGGCUCGGCUGGGCUUUUGCAAGAUCUUUCAUUAAAAAUCUCGUUUUGGCGCUUUUCAUCCCAUUCAUAGUUGCCUUCUACUACUUUCCAUUUAACAGAGCUGGGUACGAUAUGAUUUGUAACACUAUUGUCAUCGAAGAGCCUAUUGUACAGCAUAGACCAAACAAUCAUUAAAUGUUGUGUUGUACAA